This is a messenger RNA of Hyposmocoma kahamanoa, 5263 nucleotides long. Its product is annotated as protein PF14_0175-like. The record is from RefSeq and is a predicted model, not a curated record. The transcript is spliced from 11 exons. Lineage: Eukaryota; Metazoa; Arthropoda; Insecta; Lepidoptera; Cosmopterigidae. Bases 528 to 4211 code for a protein of 1227 amino acids.
AUUCUCAGAAUUAGUUUAGUUACGCCUAUCGCGACGAACACAUAUUUAUGAAUCGAAUUUUAAACUUCUGCCGCUUAGUAUUCUACACUCGCGUGUGUAAUUCGUAUUCGACUAUUUUGGCACAUAGCGAUGGUUCUUAUCGCUGACGAAACAUUUGCUUACCACGAUAAUUGAUAAGCAAACUAACAAAGUGGUAAUCUGUGACAAGGGCUGGGAAAACAGAAAAAAUAGAGUCGGCUAUUCUAUAAUUAAGCUAAGUUUGAUGUGCGGACGUAGUUUUGUCUUUUUGUAAGUCAUUAAGUGUAGUUUUAGAUAGAUACAGUGCGUAUGAGUGAUGCGUCUGCGCCGGUGCAAGUGUAACGUUGAACCUAUUUUCGUGCACGGAAAUAAGAGCGGCAAAAGGAGCAAAAAGGCAGCCUGAGUGAAAAACUUGAGGACGUAGUGCCGGGUGUAUUUCUGUCUGUUGUGGACUAAUGUAGACAACUGUUGGGUGAUUCAGUGCAUCGGCGUAAGAACUAGUUGAGAAAAUGAAGAAGAGAACGAUAUCUAAAUUAAAAUCCAUCUUUAGCUCCAAGAAAGGCAAACGACACCACCAAGAAUCUUCAAAGUCUUCACGUUCGCCAUCACCCGAACCAUCACAGGAGCCUCAAACUCAUGAGACAUUCCGGCCUAUUCUCCGCACGCCUCCGCCGCCGAGCCGCCCGGGGCCCCCUCCUUCACCUCCAGUUCCCACACAACCUAUAAUACCAGUACCUCCAGAACCUACCGGUCCUCAACCAUUGUUGCCCUGUCCGGUCUGUUGUCGCACCUUCGUUCCACAGUCACUGUCCAAACAUGUAAAGAUCUGCGAAAAGAUGGCAGUGAAAAAAAGAAAGACGUUCGACUCAUCGAGACAGAGACGAGAAGGGCUGAGCGCAUCGCACGGUGUCGACGGGGGCACAGACUUGGAGCAAUUCCUGCCAAAAAACUUCGGUCUGCCGGAGAACAGCCCCUUCCUCGAGAAGAGCCCUCCAAAUACAGCAAAAGCCACGCCGAAACCCAAACCAGUGUCAGUCAAAACCGCCAUUGCCAAGCCAUCGUCAGAACUGCAGCGGUGUCCGCACUGCAAUCGCGCAUUCGGCGUGCGAGCAUUCGAACGGCACGUAGAAUGGUGCGCGGACAAAGCGAAGAUUCUCCCCGCUGCACCCACUCAACCACCACCGCAUAUCGCCGACGCCAAGCAGCGCCUCAAUGCGCGCACGCAGUACAAGGCGCCGCCUGUUCGUGGACGGCGAUCAUCCCAAACACGUGACAAAUCGAACAACAGUCGGUCGGCGUCUGUGGAGUCGUCUCGUGGUGUGUCGCCGCCACCGCCACGCGAAUACGGCGAUUAUACGAAACAGGGCCGCCUCCGAGCUUCAGAAUCAAUGUCAAGCAACGACCACGACGAAUCUCCUCACGUGCCCGUCAUCAGGAACUCUCGAAACUCCAAUACUUCGGGCGACGCCAACGUCAAAGCAAGACAAGCCAGACUAGCCAGAGAUUUAAGUAGUUCUAGAAAUUCCCAAGACAUACCCAUUCAACAAAGUACUACUGACCCAAACCUUAUGAAGAGCAUCAGUCCGAAAAAGCCAAAGAAUAAAAUCAGCAUUAAAAAGCAACAACAGUUGAAGAAAUUAGAAGAGAUAGCAAAUAAGUACAAUGAAAGACAAUACAAACUUAAAGAAAAACGAGAAAAACAAAACAGUGCUAUUGAAAAGAAGCAACUUCAAGACAGAAGUCAAAUUCCUAUUCCUAAAAAGCUACCAAACAUCGUAAGUAAGCCUAAACGAGAAGUUGCGAUUGAGAAAGUACCUAAAAUUGAUACAAAUGACGAAUUAAAUUCACCUAAACCAAGUACCAGUAAAGCCAAAGCUAUUCGACACAAACCUUCAGCAGUGAAGGAAAGGGCACAUAUAGAAGUGUCUGAUAAUAAGAAGAUAAUUAAGAAUGCAACAGCUAAAAAAGAUGCUGCAGCGAAAUUAAAGGCAAGCACAGUUAGUUUAGAUAGCCUUGACGUUCCCUUGAACGUAAUUAAUGAACAGGCCACUCAUUCUAUCGGAAUAAACACAGAACUAAUGUGUCCCUGUGUCCCAUGCGUUAUACACGAUUACGUAGAUCCAAAACCACCUGCUCAGAAGAAACAAGCGGAAAGGCAUGAAAAAGAUAAAGAAGUAUCUGAAAUACGCCCUAUUGAACCGAAAGUAGAACUUCUUUAUAAAAAUCUUACUAUGGUCAGCUCAUGUGAUAUACAGGCGUUAGGAAUUGACCCAGAUUCUUUAGAAGAUUUGUCUAUAAAAUUCGAUAACAAAACCCUUUCCAUCAGCAACGAAACCUUUAAUAACUCUGACAGAAAUUUUCGCACCUCUGAAAAAAACAUUACUAGCAUUUCUGAUAGAAAUAUUUUGGAUAAAACGGAGUCCUUAAAUGAACCCAAAAAUAACCACGAGACUUCAGUUGACAUCGACUUGAACGUACUCCAACCAAACACGGGUGAAGAAGAUAAUGUGGCUAUAAAAGAGAGCGUUGAUACCGGUAAUAGUAGAAACACGGAUAAAGAAUUGGAAAAAACACCUAGUCGUGAUUUAUCUGCCGAAGAAUAUGAAGAUGAUUACGAAAGAGACCUCAGUGCAGAAUUUGAUGAAUCUGCAGAAGACAAAAGCAAAGGUAGUGUGAAAAAUGACAUAAUGUGUAGGCAUGGUAGUGGGGAUACGUACACUAAAUUCACAGAAAAUCCUGAUGACCUGGAAGAAUUCAUCAACAUGACUGACCAAAUGAUAAGCAAUCACAAUUUCAAUGAAGAUAUAUUCCAUAUGGAUAAAGAAAUCGAAAAAUUUCAUACUCCUAAGACUAGUUCUAUCGAAACCAUAGCAAAGAGUAGUUCAGAAAAUGAAACCGAGCAUCCUGAAGAAACGAAACAAAAGUUUUCUGAUACACUGGAGGAUUUGAAGACUCAACUUAAAGAACUGCUCGACGAAGCUGGGAACACUAUAGAGGAAGCUGUCAAAGAAACUGAAAAGACAAAUAAUAUCGACGACAAAAGACAAGUGAAUGAUAUGGAACAUAUAACUAUAUACCAAUUAAAGACUUACGAGCAAAGAAACGUUGAAGAAAUUAAAGUAACAGAAGAUGUCCCUUGUGAAUUUCGACUGCCAUCUAUAGUAGAGAACAACAAACCUAAUCGUAAAGAAACCUGCAGCAGAAAGAAGAUUCAAGCAAUUUACAAAUCCAACAGGAACUUCAAGUUACUAGGUGAGCAAAGCAAGAGCAACAAGGAAAAUAAAACAUUUGUAAAAGAGAACCAUGAUGAAAAUAGCGAUAGUCAAUCUAUUACCGCUGAUGCACCGCCUCUCAAGUUUCCGCGAAUUGAAAACAAAAGCAGUAACAAUAUUGUAAGUGAGACCCUGUUUCGACCCUCGUCUGUGAUACGUUCCUCCUCCUUCCUUGAUUCCAUCCAAAAGAAGAGUGUGACAAAACCGGACAGCGGAAAGAUUCGUCUUAAAUCCGACCAAUUAGAGCAAGACAUAAUGCAAUCGCUAAAAGAAUUCGACAGCUUAUAUGAUACGGAUAGGAACGACGUCAGUCAGAUGAACAAAGAGAUCAAUUACAAUGCAGAAUAUGGAACAGCGAAACGACAGUCUCGAGUCAAAACUGAACGGAAGAAGAAUGAAAAGAAGUCGAAUGGAAAUUUCACGCCGAAUGGAAAAAGCGCUGAUUCGGCUUAUAGCAGCCUAAAUAGAAUAUCACCUUCGAAAUUGUCGGUUUGCAACUCAAAAGAAUCGAACGGCGUAACACUAGACAAUAUCCCGGCCGGGUCCGACUCGAGCGGCUGCCAAAAAGACGAUCUGCGGUCAAUGUCGAGUGACGAAUUCCUGGCUAUGGAACGGUCCGCCGAGCUCAAUGAACCACUUGCUCCUGUUGAAAUACAUACUUCUACUAAGGAGAUAGAAAAUCCUAUUAUAAAUGAGAAACAUGUGAGUUCACGUGCGUCGUCUCGGCGGAGCUCAACAUGGCGGCCGCGGCCUGGGCUAAGCUCUAGCGGGUCCGAAACGUCGCUUCAUCGGCCGCAGCGAGACUCUGCGCCCGCGCCGCCGCCACGCCUAUCCCGCUUCUGCCACGAAUGCGGCAGCAAGUUCCCCGUCGACACUGCCAAAUUCUGCAUCGAAUGUGGUGUCAAACGACUCCUAGUGUGACCCAACAACGUGCGUGAAAUUUCUAGUCUGUAAUGUAGUUGUGCGAAUGUAAGCUUCGAUUUAGGUUUACGGGUGAUUGUUGCACAAUCUUGCACGAAUGUAACAACUCUUUAAUAUUGUUGUGUCACUUUUUUGUAAUGUUGGGUGUUUAAUUAUUCUGCUCUUUUUAUCUUGAAAGACAAAAUGCCAUUUAGGUGUUGAACGUGUGUUAAUAAUGUUUUCAAAGGAGCAGAAUUUAUUGUGUUACUUAUUAGAAGCACAAGAAUUAGAUUUGUCAAUCAAUAUGCUAAUUUAAUAAUUCAACUCCAUAAUAGUAUAAUAAAAUGUAUUGUUUCCAACGAAACAAUAUUUGAAUGUGUUUUUAAACAAAUGACAAAUGAACAGAGAUUAUGGAUUAAUUUGAUAUCAUUGAAAGGUGAGAUAAAUAAUGAAGAACAUGAUUGACAUUAUUUUUUUAACAUCUAACAUAAAAUAUUUUAAUACAUAUGCCUUGAAUGUAAGUAGUUGUAUCUACAUGAAAUAUUUGCACAAAUUGGACAAUAUUGGAACACGCUAGGGACUCUUGAAGUUAGCUUUCCUACGAAACACAAAGAAGCUUAGGUAUAAAAUAUAGAGUAAUAUAUUAUAAUGCAUUUUGGUUUACGAAAUGUUACCAGAUUAAACUAUAUACUUGUGCCUUCCAGAGUAGCUAGCGCUAUCUUUUAGUUCUGUUAGUAGUUUUGUUUGCACAUUUUAUUUGUUACCACACUGCCUAAAAUUUUGGCUCGCGAGUAACCUUGGAAAUUGAGAUAUCUGUGAUAAGAAAACAUUUGGCAUAACAAAAAAAUACGAUUAAUUUCCAUCAUAAAUGAAUACUAUCUUAAAUAAUAUUAAGUGCCAAUUAUUUACUUUGGGUUUAUAUGGAAUUUUGUGAAUGUUUUUCUUUUAUGUGUUGUAAUUUAGCGAAAACAGUUUAUUUUCUACAAACUUAUUACCUACCUUUCCAAGGAUUUCCAAUGAAUGUCUUUUGUCUACAAUAUAGUUGGCCAUUUUAACAAGACUGAUUUUAUUUU